AUGUCUUCCGCCGGUCGCCAGGACUUCACCGACAAGGUCGGAGCUGCUGUCAAGCCCGACAGUCAGAAGAGCUACGUAGAGCAAGCCACCGACUUCGUCAAGGGCAAGCUUGACGCUGCUGCCUCCGUUGCCCAGCCCGAGCACGAGAAGUCGACCACCCAGAAGAUCGGUGACGCCGUGACUGGUGACAACAAGAACAAGAACCUUGUUUAA
Dioszegia hungarica is the source of this 213-nucleotide messenger RNA. Its product is annotated as heat shock protein 9/12. The coding region runs from base 1 to 213 and encodes 70 amino acids. The transcript is spliced from 4 exons. NCBI's taxonomy places the organism in Eukaryota, Fungi, Basidiomycota, Tremellomycetes, Tremellales, Bulleribasidiaceae. The record is from RefSeq and is a predicted model, not a curated record.